Penicillium griseofulvum is the source of this 2370-nucleotide messenger RNA. RefSeq names its product putative C6 transcription factor. The record is from RefSeq and is a predicted model, not a curated record. Gene Ontology annotation, cellular component: nucleus. Lineage: Eukaryota; Fungi; Ascomycota; Eurotiomycetes; Eurotiales; Aspergillaceae. Gene Ontology annotation, biological process: regulation of transcription by RNA polymerase II; DNA-templated transcription. Gene Ontology annotation, molecular function: zinc ion binding; DNA-binding transcription activator activity, RNA polymerase II-specific; RNA polymerase II cis-regulatory region sequence-specific DNA binding. The coding region runs from base 1 to 2370 and encodes 789 amino acids. The transcript is spliced from 5 exons.
AUGGAUGUCCAAGGGAAUGCCCCCGAGCGCGUGCGCAAGCGUCGCCGCCGUACAAUGGCGUGCACGCAGUGUCCAUUUGCCUCGGACCAAAGGUCUACAGUGUCUGCGCCCAGGGAUACCCCGAUUGACACACCUCCGGAUUCAGGACCGACAGUGUCAACUCAGACGGAGCGUUUCCCAGCUAGUGAACCUCCUCGCAUGGCUAUGGCCGGCGGUCCAAUGCAUCACGAUUAUCAUGGUCUCACGGGAAAUGCUCUUGCGCCACCUUACAGAAGUCGACCACAUGAUAGAGAGCGAAAGGACUGCUUUUUGGAGACUGUCCUCGGAGCUCCUAAGGCUGCAGUCAACCAGGAACCUUACGUGAAUAUGGGUCUUUUACAGCGUCCCAAGCGCCAAGUGCCUGCAGCAGAACAAGAUAUGCAAGCGCCGUCGCGGGUUGACCAUGCGCAUGUUGACGAAGAAGACGACCCGUUGUCAUCUACGGACCAGCUGGACCUCGCUCCUCGCAUGAUGAUGAGAGGCCGUGAAACUAAAACCAGAUUUACCGGAUCAGGCAUCUUUGCCAGUCUAGUUGCACAGGUCCGCAUUCCCCCUCCCCUCUUUCCGGAUAUAAGAUCAUUUGCAGAAGAGAUCCGGCUUUCUACUCCAAUUUUCGCGCAACUUCAGCCGGACCUGAGAAGGGUUAAGCGUGGGCUAUUCAAAAUGAUGGUGCUCCAUCAGCCCGUUGUCGACCCUACGACGUCUUCGCUAAUUAACCUGCUGCCCUCGCGUGGCGUGGUCGAUGAACUGAUUGGGUUGUAUAUCACUUAUAUCGAGUCUACUCAUCGCAUUCUUCAUGUUCCAUCCUUCUUACGAGAGCUUGACCAAUUCUGGGCCAUGUUAGACAGCCCAGACUCAAUAUCUGCUGCAUUUACAGUUCAACUACUACUGGUUCUUGCCUGCGCAUGGAACCUUGCAGAUCUUUCUAGUCUGCAGUCAAAAAGUGUGGGCGAGCUCAAGUGCCAGUCCGCUUUGGAGUGGACGCUGCACGCAGAAAAAUGGAUCGAGAAUCUUCACACCAAACGUCCGGAGAUCACAUCAAUGCGGCUCUCAAUUUUAUUAAUUUUGGCGCGCAACUCCCACGGAAUGAAACGCAGCCAGGCCUGGCUUGCAACAAGUACUUUAGUCAAGCAAGCCAUGAUGGCAGGAUACCAUCGCGACCCCAGCCGGUACACACGGAUAUCUCCGUUCAACAAAGAGAUGCGACGGCGAAUUUGGACAACCAUUGUGGAACUGGACUUGCAAAUUGCUUUUGAUCGGGGAAUGCCACCGUCUGUACAGAGCUAUGACUAUGAUGCAGCUCCAGGGUUGAACAUUUACGACACCGAGAUCCACGAGAAUAGCACUGAAGCUCCCCAAAGUCGGCCGCCAAGUGAAGUUACAGACUCAUCUUUCCAGUCUAUUCUGAGUUGCUCGCUACCGCUCCGUCUUCAAGCAUGUUCACUCAUGCACUCCCCACGAAUCAGCUGUCGCUAUGAGGAUAUCCAGCGCCUGGACGCUGAGCUUAACCGGCAUCUUUCUCGGAUCCCUUCGUGGGCGACAGUAGACCCCAACGAUAUUGGUACCCAACGCAAGGUAAUACUAUGGAAAGGGUUGAUUGAGACCAAACUUUCCCAGACUCUGCUGUCUGUCCACACCCCUUUCGCCAUUGAAGCACGACGAGAAUCACUCUUCGCUCCCUCCGCGCGUACUCGCAUGGAUGCCGCAACCAGAAUAUUGACAACCCAACGCCGAUUACACGAGAUCUCUCGAACGCUAUCGCUAUGUGUGCUUGGCGAAUGGACUAUCCACGCCUACAUUUCCAUCUGCCAAUUGCUACACACAACCGAAUCCGACACCUCUUCCCCCUCCUAUCCCAUCUCAUCAACCUUUAUUCUCCACAAUAUACCCGGUGUCCCCGAGUCACUCCUAUCACUUGUAGAAACGGCCUUGAUCGCAUUGGAAGAGCGCUCUCUUUUGGUGACCAAGGGAGCAAAAGAUUAUUAUUUUCUCUCAACAAUCGUCGCACUAGUCAAAGCCCGUCUCUGGCCGGCACAAGCAACAGUGUACAAGCAGCAGGUUGUCGAACGGGUCCUGUCAUUUGCGCAGAUUCUCUUCUCUCGUCACAUGAAUUGCGACCACCUCGGCGACAAAGGGGUUGGAAAUUUCAAGAACAACCAACUAGCAGCAUUUCUCGCGGCUCCAACAAUGGUGCCUGUGAUGCAGCCCGAAUUUGAUCCUAAUGGGAUGCUCCCGCCGCUGCAACCCGGCGCAACACGGCCUGACGAGUUCGAUCCUUUUUUGGAGAUCUUCGAUUGGGAGGAUCUUACAAGUAUGACUUUUCCCUGUUAA